Messenger RNA from Candidula unifasciata, 418 nucleotides. The record is from the annotation of a GenBank genome assembly. Lineage: Eukaryota; Metazoa; Mollusca; Gastropoda; Stylommatophora; Geomitridae.
AAAAAUCUUUCAUUUCUUCAUGCAUUGAACCAACAUGACCUGGAUGAGAACUCAGUGGAGUCCAUAGUUGCAGAUAUUGAUAAUGUGCUGAACACAGAUGAAAAUGAUAUUGACGAGGAAACAAUGUCUGCUGACAAUGAUGUGGAGCAUGCUUUACAGUGGUCGGAUAGUCAUCUUAUUGUCUCUGGUGGAGCUACUGCUGCUGUGGCUGGGGUAUCAGCUGCAUGUGGAGGAAGUACAAACACAGGUGUUGAAUGCAGAAUUUCCAAGGGAUCUAAUAAUCUCUCUCAGCCUCCGUCAAGUCAGAAAAAGGAUGAGGAGGCCUCUCUGCUACAAUUUCUAGAACAGCAUUCCUCUGACAAGAGUAAUACUUGGUCGGGUCUGCAGGAAUCUUUAAAUCUACACUUAGGCAGCACAG